Molecule: messenger RNA, 2052 nt
Organism: Mytilus trossulus (common blue mussel)
Lineage: Eukaryota; Metazoa; Mollusca; Bivalvia; Mytilida; Mytilidae
Exons: 6
Coding region: 125-1378 (417 amino acids)
Source: RefSeq, a predicted model, not a curated record
AAAACUUAAAAGUGAAAGUAGAAGGUUUUUUUACAUGACGUGUCUAUCUAAGAACUUAUACUGACAACUAUUAGUUCAUUUGUAAAGCCAUAUUACCAAUAUUAUUUUUUGUAGUAUAUGAAUAAUGGGUCUCAAAAGAAAGACUGCUUCAACAGGGAGAGCAUCUAGAAAGGAAAAUGAGUUUAAUGAGUUCUCUGAUAUGGAUGGGGAUGAUUUACAUAAACCAAACUCAGAUAAAGAUCCAAUAGACAAACCAGACAAGGGAGAUAAAUGGGAACCUGAUUAUGAAGAUAAUCUUUUUGAAGACAUUAAUUAUGAAGUGAAUUAUGAAAUAAAAAAUGAGAAGGAUGACCCUUGCUAUGCUAGGAAACAGGAACUUCUCCAAGACUGUAAAAUAUUAACGGAAAGUGUCAGAAAGCCGCUGAAUGUAGCUGUCAUUGGACCACCAGGAUGUGGAAAAUCAUCGUUCCUAAAUACCGUGUUUGCUAGUUUUAGCAGUAAUCGCUGGUACGAAUAUGCUAAGUGUGGUUAUUUUGGAAAUCAUGAAGAUGUGAUGGGAAUGCAAAUUACAAGACAUCUAAGAAGCUUCCCAAAGGAAGAAUAUUACAAACAGAAUGAUUGGAGUAAGUUUCCUACAUUUAUAGACAUGACUGGAUUUGAAAACGAUGAUUCAAUAAUAAAUGAAGAACUCUUACGUCUUGUUUUCUGUGGUAAAGUGAAAGAAAAAGAGAUAUUGAAUGACAUUGUUGCUUUUGGAAGAUAUCAUGGAAUAACAACGAUGAGAAACGAGUACAGAGAUAGGUUUACACACAGACGAAUCAAUAGGAUCAUCAUUGUGUGUUCGUCCAAUCCAGAUUCUGCCAUGCCUUCUGCUUUGUUAAAGACUGUGGUGAAUGUUGCCAAUGAAUUAGACAUUACAUUUUAUGGUGUCAUGACUUGUGCUGAUAUAUUUAGAGCAAAAUAUGAUAAAAGAGUACAAAGCAGGGAGAAAUUGUUCAGGGAAACCCUUGGUUUACCUAGAAAUAGAUUGGCAAGUGUGAUUAACUACUGUCCAGCUGUAGAUCCUGAUCGGUCAUAUGAGGAUACUCUAUUACCAGCUCUUGAUGUACCUGUACUGAGGCUCAUGAGACAGAUAUUGACGCCUGAACCAAGUGAUUCAACAAUGUACUUCGGAGAUUAUGUAAAUGAAGUUAUCUCUUUCAUCAAGAACUUUUUCUUCUUAGGAUGUGUUUUUAUUGGCUGUCAAUAUUUUCUAGGAGUAGAUGUUUCAGUGAUGAAGGCAAGCCUUUACAGUCUAUUAUUGAUAAUGAUAAUUAUAUAUUUGUGUGAAUAUUUUAUCAAAUCUAAUAGACCUGUAAAUGCCAGUGCUGUGAGAUGAACAAUUUUCAUGGAUUAACCUUUGAGCAUUGACAUGUUCAAAACAUGAACAUUUUUCAUGAUUUACUCUGGUUUAAAAUAGAAUUUAGAAUUCUGUCUAUUUGAAAUAACAUAAAAAAUGUGGUGCACACUUUGAAAUAACCUGCUACAUAUACCACAUCUUUUAUAUUAUUUCUUCAUACACAGAGAAACUAUAACAGUUAUUCUCUAAAUAAAAGGAGGUUAAGGAUGCUAUGUAAUUAUUGAAGUAUUAAUGUUAUCAAACAUGCAUCUAAUAUUUUUAUUUAUUAUACUUCACGUUAAAAUGCCAUAUUUUGAUUGGCUAAUACGAGGGUGUCAUUUUACUCUAUCACAUAGCUGAGAGGGUGACAAUUUUUUUUGAAUGUUACCCUCUCGUCUCAACCAAUCAAAAAUCGACAAUUUAAAGGACAAUGGAUUGAAUUUACAUCAAGUAGUUGAAUACAAUGCUUAAGUUUGACGUUUUGGAUCAAAUUUUAUUAUUUAACUGUCAAAAUAAAAAAAUAAAACAUCUUGUUGUUUAUUUCUAAUACUCGUAACGUUGUUAUGUACGUGAUGUCAUAGAAAAUCCUUUUGAAAUAAAAUUAUCUGUAAAAGACAAAAAUGGUAGGACGUUCAGUAUAAUAAAUUAAAUAACACAUAGCUGAGAGGGUGAUA